This is a messenger RNA of Salvia miltiorrhiza (redroot sage), 1221 nucleotides long. RefSeq names its product protein RRC1-like. The transcript is spliced from 6 exons. Gene Ontology annotation, molecular function: RNA binding. The record is from RefSeq and is a predicted model, not a curated record. Gene Ontology annotation, cellular component: nucleus. The coding region runs from base 705 to 1037 and encodes 110 amino acids. NCBI's taxonomy places the organism in Eukaryota, Viridiplantae, Streptophyta, Magnoliopsida, Lamiales, Lamiaceae.
CUUCGCAACGCCAUCGUCUCACCCACCGUCGCACCGCCACCGAAGUCUGCUGCCUCCGGUGCUUUGUCCUUGGCCUCGGCCGACGAAUGUAGCAGUCAAUGUCGCGCAUCUCUCCCAUCGUCCUUCUCGGUCUUCCCCACCCCCAAAUCCUAAACCCUAGGUUGUCGCAGGCGGCCUGCCAUCGAAGCUUCUUAGGAAAGCCAACUUUCCCCUCACGACCUAUCUCGCACUCCUCUAUUUUUCCCCCAAAUCCAGAACCCUAGGUCGUUUGUCGCCACCGCCACCGCCUCCACCGGUAGUCACCUCCCUUGCACUGAAAUACUCCGAUUUUGAUGGCGGCGGCCCUCUCUCUCGUAGAUAAUAUGCACAAAUUGGGCACAACUUUAUCUUUCUAGGGUUCUAAAUCGCACCGGUAACGACAGUUCUCUCCCUAUCUCUCUCCACUCUCCAACUUCAGUAUUGAAUUCGCAGGGGGGAUUGUGAAUUCUUGAUUGCUCCGGGUCCGAAUUGUUAUGACAGAUUUCUUAGGUGGUAAGCAUUGCUUAAUUGAAGAUUAGGCAUGGCGGAUGCUCACAAUGAAAUCAUGUCUUGUAUUCCUGUGCUCUAAGACCUAAAUAAAUGCAAAACCUGCAUGCUCAUUUGUUAUACCAGCAACAAAUUCCCUACCGUUAGUCUCCCUCUCUCUUUAAUCAUCUGCUGCGUGGAUGCCCGAGCUUCGUCGUUUCGCUCCCAAUGUUCCAAUCGUGCUAGUUGGAACAAAGUUAGAUAAGAUUGUUGAUGAGAAUUUCCUUUUGCGGACAUUUGGAAGAUUCGGUCCUAUUGCCAGUGUAAACAUCAUGUGGCCGAGGACAGAAGAAGAACGGAGACGGCAAAGGAAUUGUGGAUUUGUGGCUUUCAUGAAUAGAGCUGAUGCUCAAGCUGCAAAGGAUGAAAUGCAAGGGGGCAACUGUCAUUUUAUCCGGUCCUUCUGGUCCCCCAGUAACUGCUGUUCCAAGCCAAAACUCAGAAUUGGUAUGCCUCUGGGACUACUUCAAUAAGAAGAAGCAAACUAUAUUAAUUCCAUGGAGAAGAUGGUGCUAUUCUUGUCCCUGGUGGUGUAGUUAGUAUAAAAUUGGGCGAUAUGAAGAACCUAGUGCUUAUAUGGUGGGAGAAUUGUUAGACAUAAAUGUAUGUGAUAUUUAUGAAUAUUUGGAUGACAAUGUAUGAAUAUUUUGGAUGUUA